Messenger RNA from Protopolystoma xenopodis, 1425 nucleotides. Lineage: Eukaryota; Metazoa; Platyhelminthes; Monogenea; Polystomatidea; Polystomatidae. The record is from the annotation of a GenBank genome assembly.
CAGGCAUUUGGCUACUGUGCUCAGAGACUUGCUCCUGAGCCACCAGUCAGAGUCAAUCAACCAGAGACUCGGAUUCCUGACGAAUUGCUUGAUGGCCUUGAAGUACCUCCUCGUAUAUCUCUAUCCCCUGCGCGGCGAGCAGCUUCUACUCUUGUAUCCACGAUCAUCGGCUCGGUUCCUUCUAGCUCAGCUCGGUGGUUAGGCUGGCGCAGUGGCUUCAUCUGCCCCACUGGGCUAAACGGGCCCAGCGGAUUGAUAGGUCGCCAUAUGGGUCUGAGGCGCACUCUUGGUCACUUGGGCCAACAGAUGGCAGCUGUUGCAACUGCUGUUACUACACAUUCAAGGAGUACGACAUCUGGUGGUGCUCAAGAAACGGACAGGACAAUUAGGUCUGUGGAUUUGACUUUGGAUCAUGUACGAAACAGUCAUCCUACGACCUUACAAUCUUUCGGACUUUCGCCUUUGUCUAUUAGCCCUGAUCUCGCCACUAUUUCCACUGUCUCAUAUAGCGGCAGUCAACUGCCUCCAACGACUUUGUCUCCGUCAUCAUCAAUUGGUUUCACUGGGACCCCUUAUCAACCUUUGACUUGCACUGAAGAGCUUGGGGUCAGCGUAGUCCAGACAGCUACAAACACCUCAGCAAGUACUGUCACUUCUCAGAUGCCUUCUUUGCCUGCCCGACUCUUGCAAGAUGUUGUUAUGCGUGUAUUGACAAGGGAUCUUGCCUCUAGUGCUCAGCAGAACCAGAAUCAGUCCGAAUCCAACCGUAUCCCUAGGGUCAUAUCUACUCGCACUCGAUCCUCUUCGUCUUCCUCUUCCAGCUCCCAACUGUCCUCUUCCAAAUCUUCUGUUUGGCCACAUCGUACCAUUCCAUCUCUCUUUCUUCCACAUUCCCAACCAACAGACAUCGCCACCUCCAUCCAAUCCCCUUCUCGUCUGCUUUCUCUUGCCUUGUCUGCUAAUGCAAAUAACACACCUGAUGAACAAACGAUUUCACCACUUGUUUAUGCUCUUGGUAGACCAGCCAUUGAUUCUAUUACCAUGACAGUGAAAGAACCGUCCUCAGCUUUAUCCACACCACUAGUGGCAUCUGCAGUUCGGGCUCCAGCGCCGAUACUAUCAACAUCAUCAAUAUUAAAUCGUUCAUCGAUGGCUUCCAAUGUUACUGGCUCGCUUCGACUCUUUCCACCGCCAUUACUGACUAGCUCAGAUCAGAUCACUGUUGAGCCAGGCCCGCCGUCUUUUGCAGCGAGAAGUAUCAGCAGUGAUUGUAGUGGUAUGGGUGGACCGAGUGGUUUUAUAGGUGGUGAAGGGAUGAGUGCUUUGCCUCGACGUAUCUAUCGCCUUCAGUUAAUCCCCGGUCUCCCUUUUCGCUUCAAAAUGCGUUUUACUCGCCUUCAACUGACAGCUCUAUUCGACAAGUAA